Molecule: messenger RNA, 435 nt
Organism: Staurois parvus
Lineage: Eukaryota; Metazoa; Chordata; Amphibia; Anura; Ranidae
Source: the annotation of a GenBank genome assembly
GGAAGGGUGGGAAAGUGUCCGGACUGGAAGGGGGGGAAAGUGUCCGGACUGGAAGGGGGGAAAGUGUCCGGACUGGAAGGGUGGGAAAGUGUCCGGACUGGAAGGGGGGGAAAGUGUCCGGACAGGAAGGGGGGAAAGUGUCCGGACUGGAAGGGGGGGAAAGUGUCCGGACUGGAAGGGGGGGAAAGUGUCCGGACAGGAAGGGGGGAAAGUGUCCGGACUGGAAGGGGGGGAAAGUGUCCGGACUGGAAGGGGGGAAAGUGUCCGGACUGGAAGGGGGGGAAAGUGUCCGGACUGGAAGAGGGUGAAAGUGUCCGGACUGGAAGGGGGGGAAAGUGUCCAGACUGGAAGGGGGUGAAAGUGUCCGGACUGGAAGGGGUGAAAGUGUCCGGACUGGAAGGGGGGGAAAGUGUCCGGACUGGAAGGGGGGGGAAA